Messenger RNA from Sander lucioperca (pikeperch), 2368 nucleotides. Its product is annotated as G-protein coupled receptor family C group 5 member C-like. Gene Ontology annotation, molecular function: protein kinase activator activity; G protein-coupled receptor activity. The transcript has 4 exons. The coding region runs from base 485 to 1672 and encodes 395 amino acids. The record is from RefSeq and is a predicted model, not a curated record. Gene Ontology annotation, cellular component: intracellular membrane-bounded organelle; plasma membrane; signaling receptor complex. NCBI's taxonomy places the organism in Eukaryota, Metazoa, Chordata, Actinopteri, Perciformes, Percidae. Gene Ontology annotation, biological process: G protein-coupled receptor signaling pathway.
CUGAAUAACAGGCCGGCGGCGGCUAAUCUCACAGAAUAUGCAAAGCUGCCAUCACCAGAGAGGCUGGAUGAAGACACAGAGUGGUUUGAGCUAAAUGGAUGGCCACGGUAGGCCUAUUACAUUCACAUAGGCUAAUAAUAAAAUAAAAUAUUAAAUAAAUAAUAAGUUUACAGGACAACUACUUUGAUGCGACUGCCGGUGAGUUCAUUAUAACGUGGUUCAGUAACAACUGAGAAGGUGUGGGCAGAUGGAGGACUGUCCAUGAUUCCGCCCGGGGGAAAAAACGCCGUGGAUCCAUUAAGUGGGUAUUUGAACGCUCAGAAAUUGGUCGAAACAUAUGUCAAGAGCUUGAUAAUACCCGAGGAAGAAAGCGAAUAUUUCGGACAAGGUUUUUACUGGAGUAAAUCUACCUGAGUCACCUGUUGGAGCGGAACUGCUCUCUAUCAUCAGUCCAGCAGCACUUUUCAAAAUCUGCAGUGAAGCCAUGGGACCGACCAGUGCUCCGAAAGGAUGUGAUUCCAGUAUCAGCUCCAUAUAUUACAACCUGUGUGACCUGACUACAGUGUGGGGAGUGGUGGUGGAGGCCUUUGCUGCUGCUGGUUUGGUGACUUCCUUUGUUCUGUUGGUCAUCCUCAUGGCCAGUUUACCAUUUGUGACAGACAAGAAGAGAAAGGGUAUGGUGGGCCUGCAGGCCGGAUUUCUGGUGUUUACUCUGGGACUCUUUGGGCUCACUUUUGCCUUCAUUGUGGGUCGGUACUCCACCAGCUGUGCUGCACGGAGGUUCCUUUUUGGAGUACUGUUCUCAGGCUGUCUAGCCUGCCUGGUCAUGCACGGGUUGUGGCUUGCCCUGCUGAAGCGGAGAGGCCGGGGGCCCAGGAGCUGGAUGUUAUGCCUGGGAGCCCUGGGUCUGUGGAUGGUCGAGGUGAUCAUCAACACUGAGUGGCUUAUCAUCACUGUGGUCAGAAGCCCACCCGGAGGUGUAAUCAUCCCUGACAUGUUCUGCAGCAUUGUUAACCAGGACUUUGUGAUGGCUCUGAUCUAUGUGAUGGUUCUGCUACUAGCUGUGGUGCUGAUGGCUGGGCCCUCACUGACACACAAGCACAAGCACUGGCGCCGAGAUGGAGCCUUCAUCCUGGUCACAGGGCUCUUCACCUUGGCUAUCUGGGUAACUUGGAUUGUCAUGUACAUCCAUGGAAACAGAGUGGCAGGAAAUCCCAGCUGGGACGAUCCUACUCUGGCUGUAGCCGUGGUGUCAAAUGCCUGGGUAUUCCUCUUCCUCUACACCAUCCCAGCAAUCUGCGUACUAACCCAGGAGGACCCAGACCAGGAGCAGCCAUUUGAUGGAGAAGCUGUUUAUCCUGCCAGAAGUCUGGUUUAUGACAAUAUCCUUAAGGAGCCAGAGCCACUCCACCAGAACGUAUACAUGGAAAAUAAAGCCUUCACUAUGGACGAGCCUCCACCAGUACCCUCAAAGCCAGUGUCUCCAUAUGGUGCUUAUAAUGGUCGGCUACGAAGUUGUGUGUACCAGCCCACUGAAAUAGCCCUGAUUGCCAAGGGUAUGACUAAGAUGACAGACGACCAAGAUGUGAGGAUGCCUCGAGCCAGAACCCACUCUCUAAAUCCAGGAAGUGGCAGCUCCCAGCCUCGUUCCGCCGAGCCCUCGCUGUUUUAAAGGACCGUAAAGCGCAGGAAGCUUGAGUCGAGGGCGUCACCUACACAAUCAGUUGGUUCAGCUAUGAAAUCUCCACCAGGGGUUUGUUCUCCCGUCAGAGUUCAUUGUAUCAAAUGCAUUGUACCCUCCUUUCUCUUCCUUGGCAAGAAUCUUAAAACAUGAACACUGUGGUGGUCAAUCUUCAGCAAUUACACUCAGAAAGAAAAUCAAGAGAAAGAGUGGCAUGUAUUAUCUGUAUGGGAAAGCAGUUCAUUUACCUUCUAGCUAAGAGAUAGAGCAACAAUCGUUUCUGUCUCUACUUUUUACAUUUCUACAAAAUCUAAAUCCCAAAGUGGAACAACGUUCCAAAAACGUUCAGGUGACAAGUGACCUACUGUAGGUUGAUGGUGGAGAAGCUGUAGACAAGGAUUAGGCGCAGAGAGUUUCAAGCGAAGGCAGGGUCUAUAACUUAACCAUUACAUGUUUUAUUCACAAACAUUGAAAGUUGUAAUUGUGUUCUCACCAAUAGAAUGCUUUUAUCUUAAAUCUGCUGGCUGUAAUUUGUAAUUUCUGUUGGCUGUUGUAACACAUACUUGUGAAAUUAGGUUUUGAUUCCUCUUAAAGCCAUGAUUUUGUAGUGCCGUAGAUUUCUAAAAUUAUAAUUGUAUGUAUAAGGUGUAAAUUCUAACUUAUUAAAAAUGUAAAAGGUUACUUAAA